Molecule: messenger RNA, 11569 nt
Organism: Neopelma chrysocephalum (saffron-crested tyrant-manakin)
Lineage: Eukaryota; Metazoa; Chordata; Aves; Passeriformes; Pipridae
Gene: CR1
Product: complement C3b/C4b receptor 1 (Knops blood group)
Exons: 64
Coding region: 286-9729 (3147 amino acids)
Source: RefSeq, a predicted model, not a curated record
AUUGCUCGGGAGGAGUUAAUGAUUUAUGGGUCAGCUGGCAUGACCCUGGUUUCUGCAGAAUUCUGCAGAAAGCUUUUCUCCAUGGAGCCAUAGCUGAGCAUGUAGGCGGGUCAUGACUCCUCCUUUAGCUGUGCCUGGAGCCAGGGGACUGGAUGGGAACAGUCACUGCUUUGUCUUGGAAGUGCUGAACGCUCCAGGUCUCCAUCUCCUGCCUCCAGACCUCCAGAGAUUUGGCCCAGGGAAGGAAUGUGGUAACAUCUGUGGGAUCUCCAGACAGGAAUAAACAUGUCAGCUCUGGAGCCGGGGAGGCAGCGGGAUCGUGCUGCCGUCCUUGGGUCACUCCUCACUGCUGCUCUCAUUGUGACUGUCCACAGUGUCUGCGACGCUCCGCCGCGUCUCCAAUCCGCAGAGCUCAAGCAGCAGUACCCGAGCACUGCCUCAUUUCCCUACAAUUCCAGGGUGGAAUAUGUCUGUCGUCCAGGUUAUACGAGAAAUAAUCGUGUCAGUAAUGUCCUUGUUUGUGGACUAAGCGGGAGGUGGUAUGGAUCACAGGACAUGUGUACAGCCAAGCACUGCACCUACCCCGGGGAGCCGCCCAAUGGCAGACUCAUCCUGGGAGAGGAGCUCAGUUUGGGUUCUUCAGUGAACUUCACCUGCAACACUGGGUACAGACUGCUUGGAAAUUCUAAGAUUACUUGUGUGAUUAAAAAUGGGGCUGUUACGUGGGACAGAGAUAUUCCCAUGUGUGAGGUGAUACCGUGUGAACCCCCUCCAAAAAUAGCUGAUGGGGAGCACAGUGGGGCUGACAAGGAGCUCUUUGUGUACGGAGAGUCCGUCACGUACCGGUGCCGCAGUGCCAGGAGGGCAGAGAGACCUUUAUCCCUGGUGGGAGAAGCCUCUAUUGUCUGCACAACCACGGACAAUGUCAAUGGUGUGUGGAGCAGCCCAGCCCCAGAAUGCAAAGUGGUGACCUGUGAGCCUCCAAAGGUGGCGAAUGGGAGGCUGCUGGGUGGGUACAGGUCUGAGUACAGCUACGGAGACACCGUCGCGUUCGACUGUAACUUCCGCUACACCUUGAACGGCAGCGACGCCUCCACGUGCAAGAACAACAACUUCUGGGACCCCCCCCCGCCACUCUGCCUGCUCAGUAGCUGCAGUGACCCUCCAGAUGUGUAUAAUGCUGUUAAAGCCAGACUUGCUGGCAAUCUGUUCCCUGUGGACACUGUGGUCACCUACGAAUGCCAGGAGGGCCACGAGUUCAGCCCGGGAGAAACCACGCGGAACAUCCGCUGUCAGGCAAACUUCUCCUGGAGUGAAACCCCUCCACCAUGUGAAAGAAUUCGCUGCCCAGAUCCACACAUCCCAAACAGAAAGCUCACAUGGUACGAGAGAGCGUAUUAUGUGUAUGGAAACACACUGGAAGUUACGUGCAAAGAUGGGUUUGCCUUCAAAGGUCGUGGCAGCAGCAUCACACUUCGGUGUAUGAGUGAUGGCAGAUGGGACCCAGUGCCACCAGAGUGUGUUCCAGAACCUCGGUGCCAAAAGCCAGACAUUCCUCACGGAGUAGAGGUUCAGAAAAGCAAAAAUGACUACACAGUGGGGACCCAAGUGAAGCUGGCUUGUGAUGAGGGCUUUUCCCUCUGGGGCCCGGACUCGACCGAGUGUCAGGCUGAUGCAACCUGGGCUCCUACCUUGCCCUUUUGUGACAAAGCCUGUGGCCCCCCUCCAGAAAUCUCCAAUGGGCAGCACGAUGGCAUGGGUGCUAAGAAGUUCUACUACGGUGCCAGCGUGACCUACACCUGUCCAAAGGGUCUGUCCCUCAUCGGGGACGAAACCAUCUACUGCACCUCUGAGGAUGGGGAGAACCUGACGUGGAGUGGACCUGCCCCGGAGUGCAGGGUGGUUCGGUGCCCCAAGCCUGUGAUCAAGAGGGGAAGGAUGACCCCCCAGAGGUUCACCUUUCCCUACGGGGUGGUGCUGAGGUUCUCCUGUGAUGAAGGCUUCGCCCUGAGUGAUGCUCCAGAGAGUCAGUGCCAGGCUGAUGGCAGCUGGGACCCUCCUGUGCCCACCUGCCAGCCAGUUCUGUGUCCUCAACCACGAGUGGCCUAUGGAAGGCUGAAAAGCCCUUUGGAUGACAAAACGUGGUACCAGAUCAACGAGACGGUUACUUUUGGAUGUGCCCCUGGAUACCAGUUUUCAGAUGAUGGGAACCUGUCUUCAGAAGGCUCCUGGACAGCCACGUGCUUGCCUGAUGGCAACUGGACACCAUUGCCCAAGUGUAAGAAAGAAGGUGAUGCUGAUGUAUGUGAAGAGGUUCACUACAUUAAAUCGGUCUUUGAGUGCGGGCUGCCUGUAGCAGAAGUGAAAGCUCUGCUGGAAGUACAAAAACUGUUUCUGGAGAUUAAAAAACUAGAGGUGGAACUGAAAAUGUGUGACUGUGGGCCCCCACCUGUCAUGACCUACUCCAGACCAUCCAGUGACGAGCUCUCCAGCAGCUUCCCCGUGGGAUCCAGAGUGACCUACACGUGCAUCGAGGGUGCCCUCAAAAUCCCUGGGCUGCCAGACAUGGUGGAGUGUCUGCCUGGCAACCUCUGGUCCAGGCUGCCCGAGCCCUGUGGCCGGAGCUGCACUGCCCCGACCAGGUUGAGGUUUGCUGCCCUGUCCAAGGAGGAUGAGGUGAUUAACUUCUUCCCUGUGGGCACCAACGUGACCUAUGUCUGCCGUCCUGGCUACGAGAACACCUCGGAGAGCUCCCCCACCAGCACCUGCAUGGAGAACCUGACAUGGUCGGAAGCUGCUGAGCUGUGCAGGAGAAGGUCCUGUGGUGCCCCAGCAGCGCUGCCCGGGGGGAGGACGGUGCCCCUCACAGACCUGCAGUUUGGUGCCAGAGUGGAGGUGUUCUGUGAGGAUGGGUACAAAUUAGUUGGAAAUAAUUUCAUCUGGUGCCAGCUUAAAGGAAACGACGUUGAGUGGAGUCAACUUCCAACCUGUGAAUUAAUUACCUGCUCUUCACCUCCUCAAAUCAGCCAUGGGAAGCACGAUGGUGAAGGUGUGGAAAAUUUUGCUUAUAACUCAACGGUGACAUACAGCUGUGACCCUGGAUUCCAACUCCUUGGGAAUGUGAGCAUCCGUUGCACGAGCAGGGACAAAACCAAUGGAGUCUGGAGCGGAGCUGUGCCCAAGUGCAAAGAGAGGUCGUGGGCAGCCAGGAGAAGCUGGACGUGGCAGAAGUGCUGCUACACCACAUUCCCCACCCGCUGCAAAGGAUUAUUUUACCCAUGUGACUGUGGGCCCUUGCCAAAUAUCAGCCACGCAGAGCCCACAGAGGACAUGAAAGACAAGCAGAGCUUCAGUGAGGGCUCCACGGUGAGGUACGUCUGUGUCACAGGUUACACCAAACGCCCCUUCCUCUCCGACACCGUCCAGUGCCUCACAAACUCCCAGUGGUCCCACCUCCCAGAGUUCUGUGGCCGUAGCUGUCCCAGCCCUCCAUAUGUGCCAUUUGCUAAAAUAUCACAGGAAGAUCAAGCACAGAAUUUUUAUCCUGUUAAUACCACGGUGAAGUACAUUUGUCGCCCAGGCUUUGAGAACAUCACAGACCAGCUCCCCACCAGCACCUGUCUGGACAACUUAAAGUGGUCAGAAGUCCCUGAGCUGUGUAGGACUAUUUCUUGUCCUCCUCCUCCAGCCAUUCCCCAUGGGCAGCACGAUGGCAACAGCACGGGGAAGUUCCUGUAUGACUCUGUCACCACCUACACGUGUGACCCCGGGCUGGAGCUCGUGGGGAACAAAUCCCUCCGUUGUACAACAGAGAACGGGGUCCUUGGAGUCUGGAAUGGGGCUCCUCCUGAGUGCAGGGUUAGCACUGCAGCAGAGACAAACCAAACUGAACCCUCCAAGGGGAAUCCUUACUGGCUGGUUCCCCCAGUAGCCCUUGGAAUCCUAGCUGGGAUCAUCAUGAGGCAGAAAGACAAUGAAAAACACUCCUAUAGCAUGAAUUUACAAAAGCACAAGGUGAAGGGAAAGGAAGCACUGAUGCGCCCGAAGAAGCAGCCCAUGCCAUGGAAUUCCUAUUUUUGGAAGCAGCUGCACGAUGCCCUGGCCCCUCUCACGGUGCCCACGCGCCGCGGCUGCGCCGCCUGCCAGGACUGGCUGAGCACCGGCAAACCACGCACCUACUCGGUCCCCAGCGUUGGUGACAGGGAGAGCCAAAGCCCAGCAGGCACCAGCUCUCCUGCCAAUGCUGUGGAUGUGCAGAGGGGUCACGGUGCAGAAGAAGCUGGUCCAGAGUGGAGUGAGGCAGAGCAGCCCGUGGACCACAAAAGCCCACGGGGCCCCGUCUGCUCUCCCUGCACGGACCAGCUGCACCUCUCCCUCGUCCACAGCGACACGUGGAGCAGCCCCGUGGUGUGUCCCCUGGCUGGAGAGGGCACCCCAGCCCACCUCGUGCCUCAGCACAGCCCCGGCUGCCACGUGUGCCCCGUCUGUGCGGUGCCAACCCACACACACUUGUGCCAGCGCCAGGCACCCGAUGGGCUCUGCCCGCAGCCGCCGACUUUCGUCUUUGCGGAGCUCACCACGACCCCCGAGGAAUCCUACCCCGUGGGGACCCAGCUGAGGUACCGCUGCCGCCCGGGGUACGUGAGGAACGGGGACCAGGCCCCCGUGGUCACCUGCCUCCCCAACUCCACCUGGUCGGAGCAGCCCGACUUCUGCAUCGGAAAGUCGUGUGGGCAACCGGACAUCCCACAUGGCAACUUUUACACCAGCACCGAUCUGCUGCUUGGGGCGACUGUGACCUUCACCUGUAACGUUGGGUACCGACUAGUUGGGCCACCAACUGCACAGUGUGUAUUUAAAAAUGGUGAAGCUUACUGGGAUAACAUUCCAUUCUGUGAGAUUAUUCCCUGUCCACCACCUCCUGAAAUCACGAAUGGGCAGCUCCUUGGUGGGGAAACAGAAUUCACCUUUGGCAUGGCUGCAAGUUACAGCUGUAACGACGGUUUUUCUCUUAUUGGAGAUGUCACAAUUUUCUGUACAAUGGGUCCAAACUACCAGGGAACCUGGAGUGGUCCAGCCCCUGAAUGCAAAGUGGUCAGCUGUGAAAAUCCAGAUGUGAAAAAUGGGAAAAGGUUGUCUGGCUUUGGCCUUAAGCACACAUAUGGAGAUACAGUGAGCUUUGAGUGUAAUCCUGGUUAUAAAAUGAACGGUAGUAGUGUAGUUACCUGUGAAGCAAACAGUUCCUGGACACCACCCGUGCCAACAUGUGAGCAAAUCCGCUGUGGUUCCCCUCCACGCUUCCCUUUUGCCGAACUCCCGAUGCCUGUGGGUAACAGCUCUGAUUUUGGAACCAAGCUGAACUAUCGGUGUAACCCAGGAUAUAAGGCAGCACCUGGAAAGUCCUCUACUGUCAUUUGUCAGAGUGAUGAAACCUGGUCUGCUGCAGACCCAGACUUCUGUGUCCGACAGCAAUGCUCUCCUCCUGAAAUAAAGAACGGGAACGUGGCUGGAAACGAAACAACUUUCCCGUUUGAAACAGUUGUGAAGUUCACCUGCAAUGCCGGGCAUGAGGUAAUAAACCCUUCUGCCAAAUGUGUGGCAUCAGGAAAUGGAGUUCUCUGGGAUCCAGCACCUCCCUACUGCUCAAGAGCGAACAUGAUCGUUGUUGGAGCCACAGUCUGUGCCAGGGACCAGAGCAUGGUGCUCACCUUCACCCUCUGCCUCCUGGGCAGCUCUGCUUGGCUCCUGAUCUCCACGGCUGAGGCUCGAGUUCCCCUGUGCCCGAUCCCACACAUCCGGUAUGGGACGAAAGUACCCCCUGCUCGCUUGUACCACAGGCCCGGGGACAUCGUGAGCUUCACCUGCAACCGGGGCUACACCCUGCAGGGCUCCCGCAUCAGCACCUGCGGGGCUGACUUCAGAUGGAACCCACCUCUGCCAGUGUGCAAAAAGGGGGUGACGUGUCCUCGGCCACCGAACAUCGCCAACGGGCUGCACACUGCACAGUCCCUGGACAAGGUUUUCCGGGGAGUGACCGUGCACUACAGCUGCAGGGAUGGAUACACCAUGGUUGGGAAUGAGUCCAUCACCUGCACGGAGGUUGGGGUGUGGAGCCGGCCCCUGCCCCGCUGUGAAGCAAUCGGCUGUGAGACACCCGAGGUGCAGAAUGGGAAGGUCUACAGUCUGCAGAGCACCUACAAAGCUGGGGAGACUCUUCACUUUGACUGUGACACUGGUUAUGCUGCAGAGGGCACCUACCAGACUCGGUGCCAGCCUGGGGGAAUUUGGGAUCCACCAGUGCUCAUCUGCCAGAGGGGUAUUCCUUGCAAGCCACCUCCGGACAUUCCCAAUGGGAAGCACACGGGCAGGCUGCUGAAUGAAUUCCACUAUGGCAUAUCCGUAACAUACACCUGCAACCCUGGGUUCCCACUCCACGGAGAGCCCUCCAUCCACUGCACCACCCAGGAUGGGAAAAACGGCGUGUGGAGCGAGCCCAUCCCGACGUGUGGAGAGGCAAACUGUCCUGUCCCACGGGUCCAGAACGGGAGGAUCGUGUCUCCUAGAGCUGCCUACUCACACCAGGACACUGUGACCUUUGAGUCUGGCUGCAGUGCACCUGCCAGGCUGGAGUUUGCUGAGCUGAAGGAGCCUCACAACAACCAGACCGUGUUUCCCGUGGGGAGGACAGUGGAAUACGUGUGCCUGCCUGGGUAUUCCCAGCACCCAGGGAUGCCACCAUCCAUCACAUGCCUCAGGAAUCAGACGUGGUCUGCGGUGCUGGAGUUCUGUAAAAGGAUCGUGUGUGCUCCACCUCCGGCCAUCCCCCACGGGACACACAGCGGGCACUCGAGGGACACCUUCUCCUACGGGGACGUGGUCACCUACUCCUGUGACUCCGGGCACUCUCUGGCAGGAGAUCCCUCCAUCCUCUGCACCUCCUCAGAUGGGGAGCACGGGGUGUGGAGCGGGACAGCGCCGCGGUGCCAAGUGCCGCAGUGUCCUUCCCCUCCAAAUAUCAAAAACGGCCGGCAUGACAGCAAGGAUGUGGAUGUGUUUAUCCCUGGAAUGUCAGUGAAGUACCACUGUGACCCGGGGUAUGUCCUCACCGGGAAAACAACAGUUUCUUGUUUGACAUCUGGAUCCUGGAGCAUCCCUUACCCCCGGUGUGAAGUGAUCACCUGUGCAAGCCCCAGCAUCCGGGAUGGAGAGGUGGCUGAAGGCCAGAGCGCUGUGUACCACCCUGGGGCCAACGUCACCUUCCAGUGCCACCCAGGCUACGUCCUGCAGGGCACCCGUGCAGCCAAGUGCCAGCCCGACGGCCGCUGGGUGCCUGCUGUGCCCACCUGUGAGCGAGUGCUGCUGUGCCCUGAGCCUCCUGUCAUCGCCCACGCCACGCACGACGCGGAGCUCGGGGCCAACUUCACCAGCGGCGCGUCGGUGAACUACAGCUGCCAGCCCGGCUUCUCCCUCCUCGGAGACCCUUCCAUCUCCUGCACGGCCUCGGGGAGCUGGAGCCUUCCAUAUCCACGCUGUGCAGUGCUGCAGUGUCCUUCACCUCCAACCAUUGACAACGGAGAUCACAACAGCCAGGACUUGGAAGUUUUCACCACUGGGAUGGUUGUAAACUACAGCUGUGACCCUGGGUACAGCCUCCUGGGAGAGGCAUCGAUCUACUGCACUGACUCUGGCAACUGGAGCCUCCCUCUCCCUCAGUGUGCAGGUGGCUGUGGUGCACCUCCAAACUUCACCUUUGCUCAGCUAACUAGGGAAUACAGAAAUCAGGUGGAAUUUGCUGCCGGGGACACCGUGCGCUACAGCUGCCAGCCAGGAUACAUGAGACACCCCGGAGUGCCCCCAACCCUGACUUGCCUCAAAAACCACACGUGGUCUGAAGCGCUAGAGUUUUCUGUGAAGUGCCUCCAUCCUCCAAACAUCACCAAUGGGAAGCUCAAGGGCAACAUCUCUCACACUUUUCCCUAUGGAGCAUCUGUGUCCUACAGCUGCAAUCCUGGUUAUUCACUUGUUGGGAACGCUUUUAUCAACUGCACGGUGUCAGGAACCUGGAGCCAGCCUCUUCCUCAGUGCAAAGUGAGCGGUUCCCGCUGCUCCGCACGGCGGGGGACGGGCCCUCCUCUGAGGGCGAUAAUGGCGGGCGCGGCCAUGGCGCUGAGGGUGGGGCGGUCUCGCGCAUGCGCCCCGGCCCCGCGCUGCGUCUCGGCCGCUGUGAGGGAGCGGAGCGGGCGCUGCCGCGGCCCCGCCGCCGUCAUGGGGCGGCCGCUGCUGCCGGUGCUGCCGGUUCUGGUGCUGUGGGGGCUCGGCGGAGCGCGGGCUCAGGAUGCCUGUGGUCCUCCAGCCAGGCUGCAUUAUGCAGAGCUGGAGGAGAAGUUCAGAGGAAUACAGAGUUUUUCUGUUGGAAGUCAAGUCUCCUUCGUCUGCCGACCCGGAUAUAUGAGAAGCCCUGGAAAAUCCUUAACUCUUACAUGUGGUCCUGACUUACAGUGGUCACCCAAAGAGCAGUUCUGUAUAGAGAGAAGAUGUAAGCACCCAGGAGAAUUAGCACAUGGUUUUGUUGAUGUGACAGAUCUUACAUUUGGUUCAACUGCUACUUUUUCUUGUCAAGAAGGAUACAGAUUAUUUGGAAAUCAGAAGGUUACCUGUGUAAUUACAAAUGAAGGUGUUGACUGGGAUCGUCAGAUGCCUUUCUGUGAAGUGAUUCCCUGUGAUCCCCCUCCCAGCAUUGCCAACGGGCACCACACGGAACCAGCCAACUACGUGUAUCAGACUCCAGUGAGCUACUCAUGUGAUGAUGUUCCAGCAGGCUCAGAUCCCUUCUCCCUCAUCGGCUCAGAUACUAUUUACUGCACGUCUGAUGAACACUCAAAUGGAGUUUGGAGUGGGCCACCUCCACAAUGUAGAGUGGUCAAAUGUGAAAACCCGAGAGUUAAAAAUGGGUACAAAGUAUCUGGAUUUGGGCCUUCCUAUACUUACAAGGACUCAGUCCAGUUUGCAUGUGAUCCAGGCUAUUACAUGGUUGGAGAAGAUAUAAUUUCCUGUGCAGAAGAUAACACCUGGUCUCCUCCAAUACCAACCUGUGAGAAAAAUGUAUGUGAAGCUCCAAAGGUCACAAAUGGAGCCGUGGUUCCACUGAAAUCUGUCUAUAAUGAAGGAGAGUCUGUUCAGAUAAAGUGCAAUGCUCGCUGCUCUUUUCCUGAUGGCAGUAAAGAGGUGACAGUGACUUGUCAGGGACAGAAGACAUGGAGUUAUUUUCCAAAGUGUACAUGUGGGCCUGAAAGUCCUGGUUCCACUCCAGGAACAAGUCCUGGUUCCUCUCCAGGCAUAAGUCCUGGUUCUAUUCCAGGCAUAAGUUCUGGUUCCACUCCAGUCAUAAAUUUUGGUAGAGUAGUUGCGGGACAAAAGCCUUCCUAUGUUGUGGGGGAUUGUAUUACGAUUGAAUGCUACGCAGGGUACACGUUACAUGGUGAAGCUGAAAUUCGGUAUAUGGGAGGAAACCAGUGGUCUCCUAAAGUGCCAACCUGCCAGCUGAGUGGAUAUGUCAUAGCCUGCAUCUGUGUGCUUGUGGUGAUUGUGGUGCUCCUGGCAGCCUUCUGGGCCUAUAAGAAAUUCUUUUCACAGAAUGGCUCGUACACAACUGAUGAGAGUUGCAAGGAAACAUGUGUUCUAAAAUCUAAGGCCCCAGCUGAGAUGGAAGACACUGAAUACAUGAAUUAAUUUAAUCUUUAAAAGGAAACGCGACAGCACUCCAUGUACUACCGAAUAUAAGAUGUGUAAAGCAUGAAUGACCUUUUUGGGGGAGGUGGGAGGGGAUUUGCAGUGGAAUAUCCCUGCCAGAAAUGGAGAACAAUUGCACUUGCAUUGAGUAGACGAGUAUCUUGUGCUGUGUCUUGUCCUGCCCGGUUAAAUGUAGGAGGAGAUGAUAAAUGGGGUAAAAAGUGUGUCUGCAGUUGUAUAGACAGAUAUCUGUUUUUCCUCAUGGCCUGCUGUCUUUCCUCAUGGCUGUAGCAUCCAAGAGUGUCUGUCUGCAGGAGUCAGUGCUACCUCUUUGCUUACAGAAGACUGUCCAGUAUUCUCUGUUCUUUUAUGGUUCUGCUCACCAAAACUAUGUCCUCCUCCUCCUUUUUCUGUGGCUGAGGCAAUAUAAAUGUUGUCCCUUGUAUUGUUAUUGUUAUUAUUAUUAUUAUUUUCCAUGAGAGAUUGGUGUCAUUGAAGGCUGUGUCUUUUUGAAGCUAUCACAGGUCAGAUCUCAUAUGCUCUACCUCUUUGUUUGCCAGAGUUGAUUUCUGUGUAUCUAACUAAUUAAAGCGUGCCUUUAAAUCAGAGUUUUAUAGCUUUUCCUUUGCUUUUAAGAAGGAAAAAAGCCAUAUAUAUUUCUGACUCUUUGAUAUAUUCCUGCAAAGGCCACAGUGGAUUUAUUAUAGCAGAAAACUGGAGGUUUCUGUAGCAAAGACAUUCCCUGCCUUUGAAUUUGUUGGCCUGUUCUAGAAGUUACCUAAUUAAAGGUACUGGUGAGAAAUCAGUGGUACCAUGUCCUGUCGUGAGCAUGGUGUAAGUCCCUUAGUGGGCUCAAUUUUUAUUGAGCCUUGAUGUCAGUUCUGGAGAUACUUUGCUACUUUUCAGGAUAGAAAGGGUGCUGUGUGGAUCCACCUUCCUUGCUUUUUUUCCUUGAAAUCAUAUCUUCCACAUUUCAAAUCUCUGUAUACAGACAAUGAUGUUAAUCAAGCUCUCUAAUGAUGGAUUUAUCAUCAUAUACCUGUUCAGAAACAAAAACCUUUCCCUGUCAGACUCACUUUUCAUGUUAAAGCAAAACCAAAGCAGUUUAGUGCUGGGAGUGCAGGACUGGAUGUGCUGGCAGUGCUGGUAGAUGAGGUCUCUCUUUAGCUCCUUAACACAAUGUUUUAGUCCAGACUGUGACUCCAGGAGUUGGCAAACACUCCAGUGUUUGCCAUGAGACUCAUUGCUACUUCUAAUUCCUUAUCAAAACCAAAAGCCUAAUUAGGAACAGGUUUUAGCUUCAUGAAUCUCACUGUCAACCUACAGGCAGCUUCUAAGAACCAAUUCUCCCAGAAAAAAACCAAAUUGCCUCACUUCACAUGCCUGGGGCAGCAUUGAAACUGUUCUGGCUUGUCUGUGGUGGCUUGGCACUGCUCCACUGUCAUCAACUGAUUGUUGGAGCAACACAGAACUGUUUGGGGCUUUAUAGGGCUUUUUGGGACAAUCCCAGCGGUUGCAUUGUUAGAGCUCAUAAUAGUCUGUGGUUUUUACAAAGGGGUUUUGGCUCCACAGGAUGACUUGCUGUUCACGGCCUGGUUGACAUCUUAGUUUGAGAAUUGUUUGUAAACACUGGAUUGUGUGACUGGGGGGUUGAGUGUGGGGGUCACAAGCUCAGCUUGCUUCGUGUGGCAUCUGCAAUGUGCUAAAAACACCCUGAAAUGCACUUAAAGCUGGGCUGGAAUCACUGUAAAAAUUAGCCUUAUUUUGACACUUCUUUCCAGAUGUAAAGACUUAGUAAUGCCUUGUAAUAUUGCAAAUAAAAAUGUUUAAUUGUUUAGCA